Messenger RNA from Panicum hallii, 1503 nucleotides. Its product is annotated as glycosyltransferase family protein 64 C3. Gene Ontology annotation, molecular function: glycosyltransferase activity. Gene Ontology annotation, cellular component: membrane. The transcript has a single exon. Bases 67 to 1086 code for a protein of 339 amino acids. NCBI's taxonomy places the organism in Eukaryota, Viridiplantae, Streptophyta, Magnoliopsida, Poales, Poaceae. The record is from RefSeq and is a predicted model, not a curated record.
GUCUGAGCUGAAGCUUCCAGCGAGAGCCGCCAGGCGCCAGCAGAUCUCGCCGCCGCGUCGCCGUCCAUGCCGCCGCGCUCGCGCCACCUCCUCCGUGUCCUCUUCUUCCUCCUCGUUGCGCUUGCAGGCGCGGCCGUAUCCCACGGUGGCGUGGUUGAGGAUGCCGCCUGCGCCGCGGCGAACCUCACCGACGCGGCCUCGCUCCGCCCGGACCGCCUCACGGUGCUCCUGAGCGGCUACUCGGAGCGGCGCCUCCCGCUGCUCCGCGCCAUCGCGGGGGCCUACGCCGCGCACCCGCUAGUCCUCGCCGUGGUCGUGCUCUGGUGCAACCCCUCCACGCCGGACCGCGUCCUCCUCCGCGGCGGCGGCGGGUUCCCGCCCCGCGUCACGGUCCGCCGCGCCGCCUCGGCGUCCCUCAACUCCCGCUUCCUCCCGUGCCCCUCCGACAUCCGCACCGCCGCUGUGGCCGUGGCCGACGACGACGUGCUCCCCGACGCCGCGGCCCUCUCCUUCGCGUUCGCCACCUGGCAGCAGCAGCCGGCGGCGGCGUCGGGCCCCCUCGUCGGCUUCUUCCCGCGGUCGCACCACCUCGACCUCGCCCGCGGGAGGUGGGCGUACACGGCGGCGGAGCCGGGGCGGUACUCCAUGGUGCUCACCAAGUUCAUGGUCCUCGGGACCGGCGUCCUCUACAGGUACUCGUGCUCGCCGGAGCUCGCGGCCGCGCGGGCCGUGGUGGACCGCGAGCGCAACUGCGAGGACAUCCUCAUGAACUUCGUCGCCGCCGAGGAGUCCGGCGCGGGGCCCGUGCUCGUGGAGGCCGGCAGCAUUAGGGACUGGGGCGACCCGAGGAACGACGUGAACGUCGGCGGCGCGGGCGAGGAGGGAGGCGCGAUGAAGGAUGUCGGGCUGAGCGCCACAGGCGGGUUGGGGCACUGGGAGAAGAGAGGGGCGUGCAUCACCGAGUUCCACCGCCUGCUGGGGAGAAUGCCGCUGCGCUACAGCUACGGGAAGGUGGUGGAGGCCGCCGUCGGCGAGCAGGGGCUCUGCAGCAAAGGGGGACGCCUCGUCCGGUGCGACCAGGAGUAGCCGAAGGUCUGCGAUUUUCUUCGCGGUGGUGUCAAAUCCCUGUGGCCGUUGAAUCAGAUUGCUGAAAGGUGAUUGAAGCGUUGAAGUACCGUGGCUAUGACAGAUUGGAAAUCAGCUUCAUCAUCAGGGCCUCAGGGGAGCAAAAAAACUGGCCCUCCUGCUGCUGCUGCUGCUGCUGCUGCUGCUGCAGGAGUCCUGCGGUAAUGCAACAUCAAUCCAUGAAGGAGGAUAGCGCUUCUAAUCCCUGCUGACAUAACCGAUAGCUUGUUAACAAGAUUGCUCAUUGUCGGUGCUUCUUGUUAACUCCUCUGCAGGAUUGCAAACAAAGUUCUGGUAGUGCAAUGCUAUUUGCGAUAUCGCCUGUAUGUACUGAAUGUUUGCUGCAAACUUGGUGAACUGAAAGUUGGAAGCAUGCUU